Molecule: messenger RNA, 2247 nt
Organism: Besnoitia besnoiti
Lineage: Eukaryota; Apicomplexa; Conoidasida; Eucoccidiorida; Sarcocystidae
Product: 3-methyl-2-oxobutanoate hydroxymethyltransferase
Exons: 15
Coding region: 1-2247 (748 amino acids)
Biological process (GO): pantothenate biosynthetic process
Cellular component (GO): mitochondrion
Molecular function (GO): 3-methyl-2-oxobutanoate hydroxymethyltransferase activity; magnesium ion binding; 2-dehydropantoate 2-reductase activity
Source: RefSeq, a predicted model, not a curated record
AUGUGCGACCUGCAAAAGAAGAAGGAUCGAGGCGAGAAGAUCACCAUGAUCACGUCUUACGACGCGAAUAGCGCUCAGAUGCUCGAUGCUGCACUUAUCGACAUGCAGUUAGUGGGCGAUUCCCUAGCAAAUGUUGUACUUGGCUUGGACAGCACAGCUUGCGUGGGCCUCGACACUAUGAUGCUGUUCGCGAAGCACGUGAAAAAAGCGUCCCGACGUUCUGUCAUUGUUUUUGACCUCCCUUACGGCACAUACCACACGAAAGAAGCGGCACUGGAGUCAGUCAUCUCGGUCGUGAAGCAGACCGGCAUCACAACCGUGAAGCUGGAAGGCUUCUGCCCCGAUAUCGUCAAGGCGCUUCGCGAGCAUGUCAGCAUCGUCUGCCACCUCGGCGUGCAGCCCCAGACGGCGGAGACCAAGAACUCUCGAGGAAAAAACGCCGAGGACGCGAGGGAACUACUUGAACAUUCGCUGGCACUCGAAGCUGCUGGCUGUCAGAUGAUCGUGUUGGAAAAAGUUUGUGCGGAGGUCGCGGAGGUGAUCACAGCGAAGCUGAAGAUACCCACGAUUGGCAUUGGAUCAGGUCCCGGCUGUGACGGGCAGGUGCUUGUUUUCCACGACAUGUUUGGGUUGGCCCCCUGUGGCCCUAAGCUGAAAUUCGUCAAGCAGUAUGCCAGUCUCUAUCCGCAAAUUGGAGCGGCAGCGGCCAAGUACAAAACCGAAGUGGAGAAAGGACUCUUCCCAGGCGUCGCGAACUCCUUCUUCAUGACGCCGAAAGAGCGCACCAAGUUCUACGCCCUGGUUGAUGGGCAAGGAAAAACGAGUGGCGACACCGCUGGCGCCCGCAGUUCAUCUGUGACGCCUGCUUCAGCAGCCAAUUUCCCCAGGCACUCCAUCGUUCGCCGAUGGGUGGACGCGGGGCUGGUAAAUGGGCCCGCGUCUUCGGCACAUCCUACACAGAAGGCCGCCAAAUCCGCUGUCGCCUCUGGAGACGGGACGCGCGGCGACCGCGAGGCUGCGAACGACUCGCAAGCCAACCCGGAAAACAGCCCGCGAGCCCUGCAGACCUUGCGGCGUGUCUGCAUUCGCGGCGGAGGCGCCAUGGGGCAGUUCAUGGCGUGGAUGCUCGCGGGCACCCCUGGCGUCGAGGUGGUCCUUGCCACGCACCGAAAGGAGCUCAAAGCAGCUGUUGAGAACCACGGCAACAGGCUGUUGUUCCGCAAGCUCUCCGGAUCUGGGGCGGAUGAUGGGGCCCAGAUCGAGGGAAGACCGGUAAACGUUGUCGUCCUCGGUCCAGACUCGGACUCUGCCGUACCUCUCUCGCAGGACAAGUUCGACACCGUUUUCAUUUGCACCAAGUCAAGACAAACAGCCGAAGCAGCUUCCUUUGCAUGGGCUAACGCGCGACCGGGCGGAGUUGUUGCCACCAUCCAGAAUGGUCUGGAAGCUCCUCGGGUGCUCCUAAGCGUCUUUGGCGCGGGUGCGGCGAGUGGCUCACCCCUGCGAUCUGAGGCGCCGGCGGCGACCUCGGGCGAAAGUCUACCAGACGGCAUGCCAGCUGGAGCGACGGGUAAAGACUGCGCGAGUCCGCCUUCGCUUGUGUUCGCUCCUAUGUCGUACGGAGCCCUCGAGCAAGCCCCUGGCGUUGUACGGCUGACUGGCGAAGGCGAGAUCCGGGUGUGCCCCUCCUCUCCUAGAGCGGACCGCGGCGCCGCGUCGAGCCUUUCUGCUCUGCUGAGAAAGGCAGGUUUCACCGUGUCUGAGGUAGAUCGAUUCGACCUUCAGGUGGCUCUCUGGCAGAAGGUGGCUGUGAAUGCAUGCAUCAACCCCCUCACGGCCAUUCUGCGGUGCACAAAUGGCGAGGUGGCGAACCCUCUUUUGGCAUCACUACGACGACGCACUGUCGAGGAGGUUGUCGCCGUCGCGCGCGCCCAGGGGAUCCCCAUUGACCUUGAAUCGACCGAUCAGCUGGUGUCUGAGGUGAUUCGGAGGACCUCGCGCAACUUAUCUUCUAUGCUGGUGGAUGUCGAGAAGGGCCGGCCGACAGAAAUCGAUGCCAUCAACGGGGAAGUCGUCAACCAAGGCCGGAAAGCUGGUGUUCCAACGCCCGUAACAGAGACUCUCAUGACUCUCGUGCAGUGUAUCACUGAGCAGCAGUGUCGGGAUAGCCCACAUGGCGAUGCAAGACAACGAGACCAGGAAGGCCACAAAGUCCAGAACUCGUCCCAGGUAGCAUGGUCGUAUUAG